Miscanthus lutarioriparius is the source of this 231-nucleotide messenger RNA. The record is from the annotation of a GenBank genome assembly. NCBI's taxonomy places the organism in Eukaryota, Viridiplantae, Streptophyta, Magnoliopsida, Poales, Poaceae.
AUGAGCGGCGGCGGCGGCGGAGGGGGAGCCAGGGGACCGUCGGGGCCCGUGCCGGUGUCCGCGAGGAAGCUCGUGCAGGGGCUCAAGGAGAUCGUGAACCGUCCCGACGCGGAGAUCUACGCGGCGCUGCGGGAGUGCGACAUGGACCCCGACGAGGCGGUCUUUGGUUUGAGAGUUUUUGGAAUUGUUUGCAGUGUGAAAUUCAGUACUGUUUUCAGUGCUUGCUUGUGA